Messenger RNA from Ipomoea nil (Japanese morning glory), 2017 nucleotides. RefSeq names its product eukaryotic translation initiation factor 5-like. NCBI's taxonomy places the organism in Eukaryota, Viridiplantae, Streptophyta, Magnoliopsida, Solanales, Convolvulaceae. Gene Ontology annotation, biological process: formation of translation preinitiation complex; translational initiation; formation of cytoplasmic translation initiation complex. Bases 440 to 1789 code for a protein of 449 amino acids. The transcript is spliced from 2 exons. Gene Ontology annotation, cellular component: cytosol. The record is from RefSeq and is a predicted model, not a curated record. Gene Ontology annotation, molecular function: GDP-dissociation inhibitor activity; eukaryotic initiation factor eIF2 binding; translation initiation factor activity.
CCUAUAAAGCAAUCACUUCUCGUCGCCUCUCCUCUUAUCACAAUCUAUCCCAAAAUACAUAAAACCCUAAAUCCGUCUCCUUUCGUCUCAACUCUUUGGCGCAGAUAGCCUACACUUUGGGUCUGGAUCUCUUGCAGGCUCAUCUUGUCCUGGUGAUUUCCCAGUUUGUAGUGUGUAAACUUUGAAGGAUUUUUAUGUCCAAACAAGCUAUUCUCUAUUUGACAGCCAUUGCUCUGCUUGGAGAAUAUUUUCGUAGAAAAAAGAACCAUCUUUUUUCUGAUCCAUUCAGCUGUAUGCCUCUCAAGCCAUUCCAGGAAUACCCUGAGUUUUGUGGUUUCAGCCAGGAACUCUUUGAAGACUCCUUUUUGGCUGAGGAACACUUUGAAGACUCCAAAUUGAAUUCCAGUCGCUGUUGCCUUUGAUUGUUGUGUAAUUAAAGAUGGCUUUACAGAACAUUGGUGCCAGCAAUAGUGAUGAUGCCUUCUACAGGUAUAAGAUGCCCAGAAUGAUUACCAAGAUAGAGGGCCGUGGUAAUGGUAUCAAGACCAAUGUUGUCAACAUGGUUGAUAUCGCAAAGGCUUUGGCAAGACCAGCUUCCUAUACUACUAAGUAUUUUGGUUGUGAGCUUGGUGCUCAAUCCAAAUUUGAUGAAAAGACUGGAACUUCACUUGUGAAUGGAGCUCAUGACACUGCCAAACUUGCUGGUCUUCUUGAAAACUUCAUUAAGAAGUAUGUUCAGUGCUAUGGUUGUGGGAACCCAGAAACAGAGGUUAUUAUUACUAAAAGCCAAAUGCUGCAACUGAAAUGUGCUGCCUGUGGUUUUCUUUCUGAUGUGGAUAUGAGGGACAAACUGACUACUUUUAUUUUGAAGAACCCGCCUGAGGCUAAAAAGAGCUCAAAGGAUAAGAAGGCUAUGAGGAGGGCAGAGAAGGAGAGGCUGAAGGAAGGCCAGGCUGCUGAUGAGGAGCAGAAAAAACUGAAGAAAGAAGCAAAAAAGAAGGGCCCUGCUAAGGAUGCCAGCACAAAACCUAACUCUAAAAAGAAAUCAAGCAGUUCGGAUGAGGAUCUUUCCUCACCACCUCGCAAUCAUAUUAAAGAGAAAGUUGAAGAAGAUGACGACGACGAUGACAUUCAGUGGCAAACUGACACAUCAAUGGAAGCUGCACAGCAACGUAUUAAAGAGCAACUGAAUGCUGUAACCGCUGACAUGGUUAUGCUUUCCACAGAUGAUACAGAGAAGAAGUCCAAGACUGCUAAUAAAACACAAGGUAGUCCUAAAGCUCUUUCCCCACCACGAGAGACGAAUUCCAAGGCAGAAAAUGGAAACUCAUCUCAUGUGAGGCUUGUUGAGGAGAUGAAAGACAAUCUGCAAAAAGGGAUCACUGCUAGCCAAUUUCGUACAGUUCUCGGAUCGCUCUCUGGUACUCAACAGGAAGUCAUGACUGCCUUAUAUGAGGCACUCUUGGAUGGUGUUGACAAAGGGUUUGCUAAAGUUGUCAUCAAGAAGAAGAGCUAUGUUGCAGCUGCUAUUUCUCUGCAUGAGGAGUCACAGCUCCAUUUGCUGCGAGCUAUUGAAGAAUUCUGCAGGAAAUCCAAUCCGGCAGCCGUGAAGGAAGUAGCUUUAGUUUUGAAAGCAUUAUAUGAUGCUGAUCUUCUGGAGGAGGAAUAUAUAAUGAAGUGGUACAGUGAGGGUCUUAACGGAGUCAAUAAAGACGCUCCAAUUUGGAAGAACACCAAACCCUUUGUAGAAUGGCUUCAAAGUGCUGAGUCUGAAUCAGAGGAGGAAUGAUUGCUCUGGCUUUACAAUAUCUCAAGUCUCUACGUGUCGUCGUAUUUCAUUUCAUAAUGGUUCCCAUUUAAUAUAUAUGGUUUUGUAAUCGAUGCCUGCGUGUUUGUGGACAGUUUAUUUGGUUAAUUUCUUACUGUCUCAGAUCUUGAUUGUGUCUUGCCUUUAUGGCAAAGUACUUUUAAUAAUAUGCAUUGGUGUUUUUGUUAUUGUUGAGAUUUUUUUCUUUUG